AUGAGUGUGCCAGCUGUUUCACAGCCAACUCAGACCACCUUGGAGUCCACCGAGUCUGUUGAGACCGAGCAGGUGUCUACACAGGCAGUCAUGAGUGGUCCAGCUGUUUCUCAGCCAACUCAGACUGUUCUGGAGUACACCCAGACUGUCUCAACCGAGCAGGUGCCUACCGAGACAGCUAUGAGUGUGCCAGCUGUUCCCGAGGAGUUUUAUCACGAUACGGACGAACAUCAAUAA
Messenger RNA from Penicillium psychrosexuale, 237 nucleotides. RefSeq lists its product as uncharacterized. The transcript has a single exon. Lineage: Eukaryota; Fungi; Ascomycota; Eurotiomycetes; Eurotiales; Aspergillaceae. Bases 1 to 237 code for a protein of 78 amino acids. The record is from RefSeq and is a predicted model, not a curated record.